This is a messenger RNA of Spinacia oleracea (spinach), 2015 nucleotides long. RefSeq names its product sphingosine kinase 1. The transcript is spliced from 10 exons. Gene Ontology annotation, biological process: phosphorylation; sphingosine biosynthetic process. Bases 308 to 1792 code for a protein of 494 amino acids. Lineage: Eukaryota; Viridiplantae; Streptophyta; Magnoliopsida; Caryophyllales; Amaranthaceae. Gene Ontology annotation, molecular function: lipid kinase activity. The record is from RefSeq and is a predicted model, not a curated record. Gene Ontology annotation, cellular component: membrane; intracellular membrane-bounded organelle; cytoplasm.
ACACGAGACACAACUGUAGAACUUACCACUUCAGAUUUUAGAAGCACCUGAUAGAGAUAGAGAUAGAGUUUUCGAACGUUUCAACUUUCAAUACAAUCAUUGCGUGGGUGCAACUUCAUCACUGUUUCCUAUUUUGCCGGCUAAAAUUCCUAAUUUAUAAACCCCCAAAAUGUCGUGUUUUUUCAUUCAAACUCCCCCAAAUUCCACCAACUUCCUCCUUCAAUCUGAAACCCACCUCAAAAUCAUCAUCCAAUUUCUCCCAAUUCAAUUCAAUAUUACCCUGAUUUCCUCCUAAACUAAUAAAUCAAUGGAUAAAUCAGAAGAAGAGACUUUAAUUAUCAACUCCGAAAGCAUCACACUUAACGGAACCCUAAUUCCGUUGACCUUCAACUCCGACGGAACCCUCCGGUGGGUUGAUGGCGACAAUGAAAAGUGUUUGUCGUUAGAGAAGGAGGUUCUAGGAGUUUCCAUGGAAGAUUCCAGAAUUAUCCUGAAAUGUGCUGUUAAGAGUAGUGGCAGUGGUGGUGGGAUUCUCAAUUGUUCCUCCACUGAAGAUUUGGUGAGGAAGAGUUUAGUUUUGGAGAGUUCGUCCCAGGAGGCUCUUCAGAUUUGGUUUCGGAAGCUUCGAGAAUUUAUAGAUUCUCUUGGUCGACCAAAAAGGCUGUAUAUUUUGGUGAACCCAUAUGGUGGGAAGAAGUCCGCAUCAAAGAUAUUUGUUGAGACCAUGCAGCCAUUGCUUGAGGAUGCCGAAAUCCAAUUUACAUUGCAAGAAACUAAACAUCAGCUACAUGCAAAGGAACUUGCUUGUGAACUAGAUCUUACCAAGUACGAUGGUGUCGUUUGUGUUAGUGGGGAUGGCAUCUUGGUUGAGGUAGUAAAUGGCUUGCUGCAAAGAGAUGAUUGGGAUACUGCAAUAAAGAUGCCUAUUGGAGUGAUUCCUGCAGGUACUGGAAAUGGUGUGGCAAAAUCUUUGUUGGAUUCAGUUGGAGAUCCUUGUACUGUAGUUAAUGCCACUGUUGCUAUCAUUCGGGGGCACAAAACAUCCCUCGAUGUUGCUACUAUUUCGCAAGGGAAAACAAGGUUUUAUAGUGUCUUAAUGCUUGCGUGGGGUCUUGUGGCAGACAUAGACAUUGAAUCAGAAGUAUGGAGGUGGAUGGGAGGGGCCCGUUUAGAUUUAUAUGCCGUAAAAAGAAUACUUCAAUUGAGGAAAUAUAAUGGACGUGUUCAUUUCGUCCCAGCACCUGAUUUUGAAGAUUAUACAGAGAAAAUAAGCCAUAAAGUUACAUCAGUUCAAGACGUGCCGUUUUGCAGUUCGAGUAAAAAGCAGACCAAUGCUCAAGAAAGUGGCUAUCUAGGGCCUAAUGUUGACCUGGAAAACAUGAACUGGCAGACCAUAGAAGGACCAUUCAUUUCAGUUUGGAUCCAAAAUGUACCUUGGGGUAGUGAAAGUUCAAAGCCAGCUCCUAGUGCCAAGUUUUCAGAUGGUUAUUUAGAUGUAAUCCUUAUGAAAGAUUGCCCGAAAUUGGGUUUGCUGUCAAUAUUGACUAGUUUGAGCAACGGAGAUCAUGUGAAAUCGCCACAUGUCUUGUACUUUAAGGUAAAAUCCUUUAUUUUGGAGCCUGGUUCCCGUACCAAGGACUCUACAAAGGGAGGAAUCAUAGACUCUGACGGCGAGGUGUUGGCCAGAGGUAAUGGUACAUACAAGUGUGACGAGAAAACCUUGAUGUCUUAUGGUAAUCUUCAAAUUACCAUUGAUCAGGGUUUAGCUACUCUAUUUUGUCCCCCGCUUUAAGUAAAUUGUAUACAAUACAUCCCCCCUUCUGAUUUAACAAUUGAUCACGAGUUUUUACCAAUAUUCAUCAAUUUGAUGCCUCAUUUGAUCAACGAUUGUGUGUAAUUGCUUAUAAAUUUGACAUUUACAUUCGAACUACGGUUGUAGACUUCUGAUGAUACAUAUUCAUGGUGUAAUUGGAUUAAAUCUUUAUGAAUGAAAGUCAUCAGUAUAUUGUGGUGUA